AGUGACAGCCACUCUGUGCCUGUUAGCUAAUCAUGUCCUGUUGGGUUGGCUUCAUGGCUAUUUCUGUAUAGGAAGGUUUGGGAUUCCCCUGAAGUGUGGCUGCAUUGGAUAGCAUGACUAUCUAUCCACCCGCUCUGAUUCAUAACAGCAUACGGUGCAAAUCAGAUCGAAAUGCUAAAGUUGCCCAUUCAUUUGGUGUUGGUUAACCAGAAGGCUACCAGCAGCCCCGAGAAUAGCAAUACCUUGUUAGCAAGUCAGCUGCCUCCCCAGGAUGGGCAGUUGGAACCACUAAACGAGGGUGUUCUUUCUAGAAUCUCUGAUCUGCUGCUGUGCAGAUGGACCUGCCGGCAUUGCUGUCAGAAGUGCUACGAGUCCAGCUGUUGCCAGUCAAGCGAGGAUGAAGUUGAAAUUCUGGGACCUUUCCCAGCCCAGACUCCUCCCUGGCUGGUAGCCAGCCGGAGCAGUGACAAGGACGGUGACUCUGUCCACACAGCCAGUGACGUCCCACUGACUCCACGGACCAGCUCCCCAGAUGGGAGGCGCUCGUCCUCGGACACUUCCAAGUCCACGUAUAGCCUGACCCGGAGGGUUUCCAGUCUUGACUCAAGACGGCCAAGCUCUCCGCUCAUUGAUAUCAAACCUAUCGAGUUUGGCAUCCUCAGUGCCAAGAAGGAGCCAAUCCAGCCCUCGGUGCUCCGACGGACCUACACCCCAGACGACUACUUCAGGAAGUUCGAGCCCCGUCUCUACUCCCUAGACUCCAGCAGCGACGACGUGGACUCUCUGACUGAUGAGGAGAUCCUGUCCAAGUACCAGCUGGGCAUGCUACACUUCAGCACACAGUACGACCUGCUGCAUAACCAUCUCACCGUGAGGGUCAUCGAGGCCCGGGACCUGCCGCCCCCCAUUGCCCAUGAUGGCUCGCGCCAGGACAUGGCUCACUCCAACCCCUACGUCAAGAUCUGCCUCCUGCCCGAUCAGAAGAACUCAAAGCAGACGGGGGUCAAGCGCAAGACCCAGAAGCCUGUGUUUGAGGAGCGCUACACCUUCGAGAUCCCCUUCCUAGAAGCCCAGAGGAGGACCCUGCUCCUGACUGUGGUAGACUUCGAUAAGUUCUCACGCCACUGUGUCAUUGGCAAAGUGUCUGUGCCUUUGUGUGAAGUGGACCUGGUGAAGGGCGGGCACUGGUGGAAGGCACUGAUCCCCAGCUCACAGAAUGAGGUGGAGCUUGGGGAGCUGCUUCUGUCACUGAAUUACCUCCCAAGUGCUGGGAGGCUGAACGUUGACAUCAUUCGAGCCAAGCAACUUCUGCAGACAGAUGUGAGCCAAGGCUCAGACCCAUUUGUGAAAAUCCAGUUGGUGCAUGGUCUCAAGCUUGUGAAAACCAAGAAGACAUCCUUCUUAAGAGGCACAAUUGACCCUUUCUACAAUGAAUCUUUCAGCUUCAAAGUUCCCCAGGAAGAACUGGAAAAUGCCAGCCUGGUGUUUACAGUGUUUGGCCACAACAUGAAGAGCAGCAACGACUUCAUUGGCAGGAUCGUCAUUGGCCAGUACUCCUCGGGGCCCUCGGAGUCCAACCACUGGCGACGGAUGCUCAAUACCCACCGCACGGCUGUGGAACAGUGGCACAGCCUGAGGUCCCGAGCUGAGUGUGACCGCGUGUCUCCUGCUUCCCUGGAGGUGACCUGAGGGCCUCAGGGAAGGUAGCUUUCAUUUGUGCAAAGACAGAAAAAACAUGUCACAUACCUGUUACAUCCAUACCUUCACACACACUCUACACACAUAUACCGACACACACAUUCUAGAUCCUCUCAGAACUGAAAGGAAGCUGACUUUUCAUCACAAAAUGGCCACUCCUGUUGAGGGAGGCCUGAGAACUUUCCAAAGCCCCAUCCAUAUAUAUCGCUAGCCAAGUGGGCUCUGCUCUGAGACUUACUGGCAAUGCCUGCUCUUGUUCAUAUCACAUUCCAAGAUGCACUUUCUACCCUUAGGCCAGAGAAAAGGCCUACCAAAGGGAGCCAGCCACCACCAAGACCAAGUUUACCAAUACAGACGCUAGUGUGAGGGAGGCCUGAUUCCCCACCCCACAACACAUCCCCACCGGGUAGCUCCCGGAGGGCUCUUCUAACCUGAUUCUUUUCUCCAAAGGUGUAAGUAUCUUCGUCUUCUCCUUAGUAAAUGUAAUAAGUAGGUUAGACUAUUUGGAGAAACCAAAUGACAAUAACAAAAUAAUACAGUGUAAGAAAGGUCUCCUGGCUUAACUGAUUUGUCCUUGUGUUAACUUAUUUCAAGGGAUGUCCUGUGGGUUUAUAUGUAUAUGUUCGUGUGUGUGUGUGUGUGUGUGUGUGUGUGUGUGUGUGUGCCCUCACAGGUGAACACAUGUGCCUACAUGUCCUCUGGGAGAGCAGAGUGCUCCAGCCUGAGCACUCCUAUCUUGCUGCCUCCCGUCACCAGUGUCCUCCUGUCUCUUCAAUGCCCCCACUUGGGGUAAAGGUACUGUGUCUGUGUCGAGCACAUAGGAUAUGAUAGAGCAAAGGCAGCAUUUUUUGACUGAAUCAUGAUGAUUGUGACUCACAAGCACCUAAUACCUGGAUUACAAUGGCCGCCACACCCUGCCCAUGAUGAUCUCCUUUAUCAUGCUCUGAAGAUCUUUCUGUGUUUGUGCGUGAACCAAAGUCAAGUCUCACGUGCUGAGGAAUUAGCAUAUUUAGAAUAGAUCUCUCUCUUUCCUUGUUGGAUGCUUUUGUGUCUUUUCCAAAGCAUAUUGUCUGGUGUCAUGGGGAGCUAUUUAUUGAAAUUAAAGAUUAUUUAUUUGUGCCAUG
Molecule: messenger RNA, 2822 nt
Organism: Cavia porcellus (domestic guinea pig)
Lineage: Eukaryota; Metazoa; Chordata; Mammalia; Rodentia; Caviidae
Gene: Syt17
Product: synaptotagmin 17
Exons: 8
Coding region: 172-1689 (505 amino acids)
Biological process (GO): synaptic vesicle endocytosis; regulation of calcium ion-dependent exocytosis; cellular response to calcium ion
Cellular component (GO): exocytic vesicle; plasma membrane
Molecular function (GO): calcium-dependent phospholipid binding; calcium ion binding; phosphatidylserine binding
Source: RefSeq, a predicted model, not a curated record